Messenger RNA from Hydatigera taeniaeformis, 978 nucleotides. Lineage: Eukaryota; Metazoa; Platyhelminthes; Cestoda; Cyclophyllidea; Taeniidae. The record is from the annotation of a GenBank genome assembly.
AUGUCGAAGGUUUUCGGUGUUGAUGUUGAAGAACUGGCUUCAGUUUUUGAGAACAAAGGAACAGAGGAAAUUCAGAUUACACCGGUAAGGCCCAAAGACUCUGAAGAAGUGGAUGAGGAAUUUGAGAAGAAAAAACGAAAAGAAGAACAUUUAGAAUCAUCUAAGGACUCUAAACUGUCUUCAGUGUUGGAAUCAACCCUGUCUAAGGCUCCUAGAAUAAAGAUAUACAAAAUCGCAGCUCUUAGCACCUGCACUCAUGAGGUUGCGUAUCCUCCGGGCAUACCGUUUAAGAAGUUGGAAGUGUUUUCUGAGCCGAAGAUUCUAACGUUUCCAUUUACCUUGGAUCCAUUUCAAAGUCAGGCCAUGCUCUGCAUUGACAACAACCAGUCUGUAAUGGUCUCGGCUCAUACGUCCGCUGGCAAGACAGUCAUCGCCGAAUAUGCGAUUGCCAAGGCACUUCGGGAUAAACAGCGAGUUAUUUAUACCACUCCCAUCAAGGCUCUUAGCAACCAGAAGUAUCGGGAGUUUUCAGAAGAAUUUCCAGAAGUUGGCCUUCUAACUGGAGAUGCUACGAUCAACAUCAACGCUGGUGUUCUCAUCAUGACCACAGAAAUUUUACAGUCAAUGCUCUAUCGAGGCUCAUCCAUAAUGCGUGAGGUGGGCUGGGUGGUUUUUGAUGAGAUUCACUACAUGCGUGACCCGGAACGGGGUGUGGUAUGGGAGGAAUCGCUGGUACUACUGCCAGAUUGCGUGCGUUUCGUCUUCCUCUCUGCCACAACACCAAAUGCACGUCAGUUUGCUGAGUGGAUCGCUUUUCUUCACGCCCAACCCUGCCAUGUGGUUACAACAGAUACUCGACCUGUUCCUCUGCGACACUAUAUGUAUCCAAUUGGUGGCGAUGGUCUCUAUUUAGUCCUCAAUGAGGUUGCUGGUAUCCAAGUAGACUUUAGACUACCGAUUCGUUUAGCUCGUCAAUAA